Messenger RNA from Rasamsonia emersonii CBS 393.64, 5454 nucleotides. RefSeq names its product Sister chromatid cohesion protein Mis4. Gene Ontology annotation, cellular component: Scc2-Scc4 cohesin loading complex. The transcript is spliced from 4 exons. Lineage: Eukaryota; Fungi; Ascomycota; Eurotiomycetes; Eurotiales; Trichocomaceae. Gene Ontology annotation, molecular function: chromatin binding. The record is from RefSeq and is a predicted model, not a curated record. The coding region runs from base 1 to 5454 and encodes 1817 amino acids. Gene Ontology annotation, biological process: establishment of mitotic sister chromatid cohesion; regulation of gene expression; establishment of protein localization to chromatin.
AUGGACCAGGCUCGACCUCCUGCAGUGCAGGUGGUCAUCAACGGCCAUGGGCAGCCUCAAGCGUAUCCCCAUGGAGGCCCAAACGGCGCUCAACAGCGCCAUAUGAGGCCUCUGUCAGUUGAUGAAGCGUUACAAUAUUCUCCCAUGACGAGUGCUCCUAUCUUUGGCUUAGAUUCGAUACUCCGCCCUGACGUUGGCGGCCCAUCAUCCACCGGUUCGAUCGGAUAUUCUCGACGAGCAGGACGUAAUCUCCUUAAUGACCUCGACAAUGAGACUCGCUUGGGCCUAGAGAAGUCCACCCAACUGAGCACGGCUCAGGAAUACCUCCAACAAUUGCUUGACGGUGAUCAGUUGACGGAAUUUAAAUUCACCCUUCCGGCUGGUACAAAGAGUUUCGACAGCUCGUCCGCCUCCGCUGCUGACGGUGCGCGUGGGAUUCGUGGUAAACUGGGUCCGUUCGCCAACAUGGUUCUGGACGCAACAGACAUAGCAUUUCGCUAUCCGACUCCCAGUACACCGGGCCCGAAAACAACCGCUGGCGUGCAGAAUCAAACGUUCCUUCCCACACCGAUUUCGUCGACGAAGCCCGUAUCUUCUUCGAAAGGGGGUAUUCCUCCCGACCAGUCGUCAAAUGCUCUUUACAAACAGCCUCACGAAAAGUUCCCACAGCCCUCUGUUAUUAUCCCCCCACUCUCUCAGCAGGCUGAAGACGAGCCACUUGAUGGCCAAGGGUCGGCCAAGAGAAGGAAGCUGAACACUGAUGGCGAGAACUCUGUUCCGAGUUUCCGGUUGAAAGACCAGAAGGAGGAAGCGGACGCUGCUGUACUGAAAUUACAAGAUCUUCUACAUGAGAUUUUCGAAGCAGAAGAUCGACUCGAACCAGAUACCUCGUCAAUGGCAGUCGUUCAAGAAUCGAAUGCAAUAUUCAGAGUCGCCAAUGCCCUAGAAGUACACGGUCCUAUUCUUGGCCCCGAAAGCCACAGUCGCCUCCAAAAGUCCAUACAAAAAGUGGCGGGCUUUGAGAGACUGCAUGAUAUCCCCUCGGAGUACUUGGCUCGGAUCCAGAAGCUUUGUGAGGGGCCCGUAUUAGCCGCACAGGCGCUGGAUCUGAAACUGGACGAUGCUUCAAAUGAUACGGAGACGCAAGAUUGGCUGCGGAAGCUGGAUGAUAUGCACAAUGCUCUCUUGGCAAUUGGAACGCUUCUCCACACCAUGUCUGGUCGACGGAGUGAGAAAGAGCUAUGUCCUGAAGAUCUCAUACAGGCUGUGCCGAAUGUUCUAAAUCAGGCAUUCGACCACUGCAUCAUUCCUGCCGUUGAAGCCCGGCCCUCGGAUAAGGAAUCCCGGCUUUUCGAGUUCGUGGCUCGAGAAAAGAAAAUCGUCGGCAGCCUAACUCAUCAGGCAAGGAAGUUGCUCGCUCUUUUGGCCAACUUCCUCUCUCACAUUGACGUGUCUGAGGGAGUCAUCACUGCAACAGAAUUCCUCGCGACGAAGUUGAUUUUCGUGGAAAACGCCUAUAAUGACAGGGAAUCUGCCAUCGGUUAUCAGAAAUACGAAUCUGUUCGGCGCGCAUCAAUGGAUGUGCUUGCUAAAAUCUUCUCAAAAUAUCCUCCCCAACGCCCGUAUAUUCUGGAUGAGAUCCUUGUCUCUUUAGAGAAACUUCCGUCUACUCGGCAGAACGCAAGACAAUUCAAACUCAUCGACGGAAAGAACAUCCAGCUUCUAACCGCAUUGGUGAUGCAACUUGUUCAGACUACGGCCCUAGAGACACCUAGGUCUAGAAAGUCCAAGGCCAAGCGCCGACUUCCAAUUCUGGGAGACGACGAGGACGACGAACUAGUUGGUGACAACAAGGAUCAGGAGCAGAGUGAUUCCGAAGAUGACAUGCUUGGCUCCAAGGUGUCACUGGAACGCCUUGCGAACCGGGUAGACAAGCUGUAUGACAAUGCAGUUCGCAGCGCUCAAUACAUCGUCAAAUUUAUUGUUCAACGUGCAAUGACCUCGACAAAAACCGGUGACCAGCCUUACCGGAAUCUUCUAGAUCUCUUCACCGAAGAUUUGAUAAAUGUCCUAGGCUCUACUGAUUGGCCAGCAGCCGAACUGUUGUUGCGGAUUCUCGCCUCACACAUGGUAGGAAUUGCGGAACUCGACAAGAGCCCUGCGACUGCAAAGAAUAUGGCUCUUGAAUUGUUAGGUUGGAUGGGUUCUGGUAUCUCCGAUCUCACUGCAGCUGCUCAGCAUCUAGUCCCUGCUCUUGAUGAAGCGGAUACUGGCCUUUCCGAGUAUCUUCGUCAAUUGUUCGACGACCACUCGAGACGUGCCUUGCAUGUCCAAGAUCUGGUCGUUGCUGAUGGCCCAUAUCGGAUUGCGCUGGAAUAUCUGCAGGAUCGGGAUGUAGAUAACUGGCAGCUUACUAGCGCACGAGGCUACUACACCGUGCAAUGGGCGAAACUCAUCUGCUCUACUUAUUACGACUCCGAUGAAAAACAUGAAGUCCAAGGUCAUGGAAUCGAUGAGUUGCUUUCUAUUAUCCCUAAGCUACUGUCCGAUUCGAAGUGGUUGGAGACUAAUAGGUACGUGCUUGUGGAGUUUGCAUUGGGGACCUUGCUAACACCUCGCAGUCGUUUCAAUAACGUCUCCAACACUCACGGGAAAUUUGCUUACAUGUUAACAGUACUGAAUAUGGGAUUUUGCAAGGCUUUCGAUACCAUCAUCAAGGUUCUUCUGAACUCUAUCACUAGUGAUCAAGCCAAGGUACGGAGUCGUAGUUUGAAGAGCGUGAUUACCAUGCUCGAAAAAGAUCCAAGUCUUCUCGAUCGAGACUCUUCCGUGAUGCGAGUGAUUCUCAGAUGUGCGACUGAUGCUUCACCCAUGGUCCGUGAUUCUGCGCUUUCUUUGAUCGCGAAAUGCAUCGCUUUGAAGCCGGGACUAGAGGAGGAAGGAUGUCGAGCAAUACUGACCUGCGCUGCCGAUCCCACCGCUGGUGUUAGAAAGCGUUGUAUUGCGCUGUUGAAGGAUAUCUAUUUGAAGACUACGCGGAAGGACCUCAAGCUGGCUAUCUUGGAUAGUCUUCUUCAGCGAACUAGUGACUACGAAGAAGGUGUGGCAGUACUGGCUCGCCAAACCUUUGAAGAAAUAUGGCUCGCUCCCUUCCACGGUUCCAUCGACUCUCUCCAGGAAGACACGAAGUCUAAGGUUGCUCUCGCAGAGCAAGUGUCUCUCAUUGUCAAUCUGAUCCAAAGGAGUGAAACCGCUGUCGAAAGCCUGGGAAGUUUUCUUAAGAAAAUACUCGCCGAUGCUCCAAAGUCAAUGUCCUCAAACUUCAAGGUUUGCAAAGCGAUGGUUGCCAACAUGUUCGAAAGAGUGGUUGACGAUUCCGAGUCUCCUGAAAAACUCAAUCAACAAGCUCUUCUGCAGACCAUGACAGUGUUUGCAAAGGCGAAUGCGAGGCUUUUCAGCCCGGACCAGCUUAAGACUCUCCACCCUUAUAUCGGACAUUUGGUCACAGGAGAAGAUCUCUUUAUCUUCCGUUCAGUUGUUGUGAUCUAUCGCUGCGUUCUUCCUUAUAUUUCUUCGGCACACAACACGCUUCUCAAAGAAGUGCAGAACGACCUCUUCAAGAGUGUGGCAAAGCUCGCCAGAGCUGAGCUGAACGAGGUUAUGGCCUGCCUUUGGACGAUAAACGGGGUUUUACAAAAUACAGAAAGAUUGGUAAAGCUUACAAUAUCCGUGCUGAAGGGCAUAAAUCAGGCUAGGGGUGUCAAUCUCUCAGACAGCAGCAAGACCGACGUUUUGGGACGUGCUCGGAGUUACGUGCGAAUUGCUGGCUGCGUAGGGCGACACUGUGACUUGGAGAAGUUCGAACCACACUUCAAAAAUGCCUUCCCUUCUUGGAAAGGGGGCUCAGUUGCAGGUUUACUCGUGGACUCUAUACUCCCUUUCACUUAUCAAAACCAGCCUCUUGAACUGAGAACCAUGGCUCUUGAGAGUCUCGGCGCUAUCUGCCAGUCGUGGCCUGCGCAAUUCAGCCGAGAAGAGCCAAGACAAGUAUUGUCAUCCGUAUUCAAGGAGGAUAAUGCAAACUUGCAGAAUAUUGUCCUCCGAGCAUUUUCCGAUUUCUUUGCCAUCCAUGAAGGGAAAUCGGAGAAACUAGUUCAGCCGUCAGCUGACUCUGCUGAACCAGAAACCACCACUAGGUUUGGAGGAUCAUUAAAAGCCAGCGACAAUGAUGGCGCCGCAGCCCUGAUUGCCCAACAUUUCCUCCAAGACAUGCUUCGAGUGGCCCAGUCGAGGCAAGAUUCAUACGCUCUUACUGCUAUUGAACUCAUUGCCAGUAUCAACCGCCAAGGCCUCGUCCAUCCAAAGGAGUGUGCCGGUGUCCUGGUCUCACUUGAGACUUCGACUGUUCCAGCAAUAGCUAAGGUUGCAUUUGAGACGCAUAAGAUGCUCCAUCAACAGUAUGAAUCCAUGUUCGAACGAGAGUACAUGCGAGCCAUCCAAGAUGCUUUCUAUUAUCAACGAGACGUGGUGGGCGACUCGAGCGGUGCAUUUGCACGUCCGUAUACUGCCAAGCUCGCACCGUUGUUUGAGAUUGUGAAGACCAGCAACAGCAGAUAUCAGAAGAAAUUUCUCUUCAACCUGUGUUCGAAAGUGAACUUUGAGUUGAAGGAUCUCGACACAUCGGGAAACCCGCCGGAGCACCUCCUCCUGGCCAGAUUCAUAUCUCAGAACCUGGCCUUUUUCGACUACGGUCAGCUGGCUGAACUUAUUCCUACGAUUGCGUGUAUGGAGCGUAUUGUGGCUUCAACCGGUACUAUCGUGGCUCAUGCGAUCGAGACGGAAGUAUUCCCGACCAAUAUCGAGCCUGUCAAAAACGAGGGGGAGAACGUCACUCAACCCGCUAUCGAUGUUCCGACGGACACUGCACCGGUGCAGACGGUAAACCCUCAUACCCUUCGACAACUAGCUACUGCAGCCGCUAUUCUGUCGAUGCUAUGGGAAGCUCGAUCACAUCUGCGACGGUUGUAUGGAAUUAAUGCCCACGUCCGUCAACAAGAGGCGAAAACAAACAUAAAAGAGCUGAACAAAGCACCAACAAAGGUCCACGGAGUCACAGGGGAUAGGUUCUGGGAGGCGAUCUCCAAGAAUAUGGCCUGCUUGGAGAGCGAGGAAUCCAUGCGGGAAAAGUGCCGGGAUUUUGCAACCCUUUUAUCCAUUGACGAUGAGCUGAAGGUUGCUGGUGACGAUGACCUGGACCGAGACAGCCCUGAUGAUGGCGCAGAAGGAGAUGAGGUAGGGUCCACCACUUUGGGCGCCAACGGAAACAAACCUAUGAAGCGGAAGAAUUCGCUUUCUGGCGGGCAGCCACCCAAACGCCCCAAGGGCAAAGGCAGAAAUAGCGGCGGCAAGAAACGAACUAGUUCUGAACCCGACGAUCUGCUAGGUGCCGAUUGA